Molecule: messenger RNA, 1572 nt
Organism: Adineta ricciae
Lineage: Eukaryota; Metazoa; Rotifera; Eurotatoria; Adinetida; Adinetidae
Source: the annotation of a GenBank genome assembly
AUGCAAUCUCGGGUGCCUUCAUCAAGUUUCGGUGGUCUCAAAGAAGAACCUUUGAGAGCUUCAUGGCCAGCUAUGCUUGUCGAUCCUAGUUGUUACCUCUAUUCGACCAUUGGCGUCGGUUCGGCCCAUUUUGAAAGGCAACCACCAAACAAUUUACGUAAAAGCAACUUUUUUCAUUUUACCGUGGCUCUCUACGAUCGCAGUAAUAAACCAAUCGAAAUCGAGCGUACAGCAUUUGUUGGUUUCGUGGAAAAAGAAAUGGCAGCGAUUGCAAUCACGCGAUGGUUUCUAUAUCAAGAUGAACCGGAUGGAAUACGUACGAAUAACGGUAUUCAUUAUCGACUUAAUUUGUAUUAUCCAGCAAUAAACUAUCGACAUGAACAGGAUAUUUACGUUCGAAUGAUUGAUUCUAACACGAAACAACCAAUUGUAUACGAAGGCCAAGACAAAAAUCCAGAAAUGUGCCGUGUUUUACUAACUCAUGAAGUGAUGUGCAGUCGUUGUUGUGACAAAAAAUCAUGUGGUAAUCGAAACGAAACACCAUCGGAUCCGGUUGUUGUCGAACGGUUUUUCCUCAAAUUUUUUCUCAAAUGUAAUCAAAAUUGUUUGAAAAAUGCGGGUAAUCCACGUGAUAUGCGUCGAUUCCAGGUGGUCUUAUCAACAACAGUUGGUCUUGAAACACCCUUAUUGGCAGUAUCAGAAAACAUGUUUGUUCAUAAUAAUUCAAAACAUGGUCGACGUGUACGACGGCUCGAUCCCAUCGACGGAGAAUCACUGAUUCCACCACCAGUCAUCAAACAUAUUCAACCGAACGAAGGCUGGGUUGUCGGAGGACAAGUCGUUCUCAUUCUUGGCGAAAACUUUUUCGAUGGUCUUCAAGUUAUGUUCAAUAAUAUGGUUGUUUACAGUGAAGUUCUUACACCAGGCGCUAUUCGCGUACACACGCCAUCACGACAUAAUCCAGGCGUAGUAGAUGUGACACUUUCCUAUAAAGGUAAACAAUUAUGUCGAGAUUGCCCUGGACGUUUUACGUAUAUAACAAUGCAAGAUCCAACUAUCGAAUACUCAUUGCAACGCUUAAUGAAAUUGUUACCGAAACAUACUGACGAUCCCGAUCGUUUAUCCAAAGAAACGAUUCUUAAGCGUACAGCUGAUUUACUUGAACAAUGGUAUACCAUGUCAGGCAACCCACAUCAUUUUGCUCUUCCCACACCACCAAGCGAUCAUGAAAACGAUUCUACUUAUUACAUGUCAUCAUUGGAAGGCUACUCACGAAAUCAAACAGCACCGAUGUCACCACGCAGUUACAGCGCAUACAGCAAUGCAUAUGGGUCAGCUGCACCAUCCUACGGUGUACCGUCGCCUGGCUUCUUGAACGUUAAUCGUCAAAAUGGUUUGUCCUUCGUAUGUCAAACAGCACUCAAACAACAUUAUCAUCAACAGUAUGAUAGUGCUUUUAAAUCACCCCUUUCCAUCAAUUCUCUUCAUCAAUCCACCGCAUUAACCAAUUGGAAUAAUUUAUUGAUCAACUCUAAUUCGUCAUCGUCUACUUGUUCGUCAAUGAAUGACUAA